GUUUCGCUGGUGGAGAAGAUGCAGGCUCAGGAAAUCCUGCGGAGCUUGAGGCUCCCUGAAUUCGAUGACCUCAGCCAAUUCUUCCGCAACCUGCCGGCCACGGCGCUGGUGGGCAUCGGUGCCUUCGCCGCCGUCCGCUUGCCCUCCCCCCCCGGCGUCGCUUGCUGGUCCCCCAGCCGGCCCAAGGCUGUGAAGCCACCAUGUGACCUACGGAUGCAAUCGGAGGAAGUCGAGGGCCUGUCCGGGGCACGCCGGUCGGUGAUCGGAGACAGCCCGCAGCUGCUGACGCACUACUACGAUGACGCCAGGACCAUGUAUGAGGUCUUCAGGAGGGGAUUCGGCAUCUCUGAAAACGGCCCCUGCCUGGGGUUCAGGAAGCCCAAGCAGCCCUACCAGUGGCUGUCCUACAAGGAGGUGGCUGAAAGAGCAGAAGCUCUGGGUUCAGGGCUUCUUCAGCAGGGCUGCAAACCAUCCACAGAGCAAUUCAUUGGGGUUUUUGCUCAAAACCGUCCAGAGUGGAUCAUUUCUGAGCUGGCUUGCUACACCUACUCCAUGGUGGUGGUUCCCCUCUAUGAUACCUUAGGUCCUGGAGCCAUUCGUUACAUCGUCAACACAGCUGACAUUUCCACAGUCAUUUGUGACAAACCUGAAAAAGCCAAAAUACUCCUCGACCACGUGGAGAGGAAAGAAACACCAGGUCUGAGCUCCAUCAUCCUGAUGGACCCGUUUGAGAAGGAGCUGAUGGAGAGAGGGAGGUGCUGUGGGGUUCGCAUCCAGACCAUGAAGGAGGUGGAGGACUGUGGCCGUGAGAGUCGACACGUGCCUGUGCCCCCCCGGCCAGAAGAUCUAUCAAUUGUCUGUUUUACUAGUGGCACUACAGGGAACCCCAAAGGUGCUAUGCUGACUCACGGGAACGUGGUUGCUGAUUUUUCAGGCUUUUUGAAAGUGACGGAGAGUCAGUGGUCUCCUACUUGUGAGGAUGUUCACAUUUCCUAUUUGCCUUUAGCACACAUGUUUGAGAGAAUGGUACAGUCUGUCGUUUAUUGCCAUGGAGGGAGAAUUGGGUUCUUCCAGGGAGAUAUUCGUCUCUUAUCUGAUGAUAUGAAAGCGUUGCGUCCAACUAUCUUCCCCGUUGUGCCACGGCUGUUAAACAGGAUGUAUGAUAAGAUCUUCAGCCAAGCAGACACGUCCCUCAAGCGCUGGAUGCUGGAAUUUGCCGCGAAACGGAAAAAAGCUGAAGUUCGAAACGGGAUCAUUAGAAACGACAGCUUGUGGGAUAAACUUUUCUUUAAUAAAAUACAGGCAAGUCUCGGUGGGUGCGUUCGCAUGAUAGUAACCGGCGCUGCCCCCGCGUCUCCAACCGUCCUGGGCUUCCUCCGCGCAGCCCUCGGAUGUCAGGUUUAUGAAGGUUAUGGCCAAACAGAAUGUACAGCAGGAUGCACCUUCACAACUCCAGGUGACUGGACAUCAGGUCAUGUAGGAGCCCCUUUGCCCUGUAACUUAAUCAAAUUGAAGGAUGUGGAAGAGCUGAAUUAUUUUGCUUCCAAAGGAGAAGGAGAGAUAUGUGUGAAAGGACCAAAUGUUUUCAAAGGUUACCUGAAGGAUGAAGAGAAGACGACUGAAGCACUGGACCAGGAGGGCUGGCUUCACACUGGGGACAUCGGGAAAUGGUUACCUAAUGGGACUCUUAAAAUUAUUGAUCGGAAAAAGCAUAUAUUUAAACUUGCUCAGGGAGAAUAUAUUGCACCGGAGAAAAUAGAGAAUAUCUAUAUCCGCAGUGACCCUGUCGCCCAGAUCUACGUCCACGGGGACAGCCUGCAGGCCUUUCUGGUGGGAAUUGUGGUGCCUGAUUCUGAAGUUAUGCCAGGCUGGGCAAAGAAAAGAGGGUUUGAUGGAACAUAUGCAGAACUCUGUAAAAACAAGGAACUGCAGCGAGCAAUAAUGGAAGACAUGGUACGGUUAGGUAAGGAGAGUGGACUUCAUUCCUUUGAGCAGGUCAAAGCCAUUUACAUUCACUCCGAUAUGUUCUCAGUACAAAACGGUUUGUUGACACCAACGUUAAAGGCUAAGAGACCAGAACUAAGAGCUUACUUCAAAAAACAAAUAGAAGAGCUAUAUUCCAGCAUCUCCAUCUGA
Molecule: messenger RNA, 2136 nt
Organism: Antrostomus carolinensis (chuck-will's-widow)
Lineage: Eukaryota; Metazoa; Chordata; Aves; Caprimulgiformes; Caprimulgidae
Product: long-chain-fatty-acid--CoA ligase 6-like
Biological process (GO): long-chain fatty acid metabolic process
Cellular component (GO): membrane; endoplasmic reticulum
Molecular function (GO): long-chain fatty acid-CoA ligase activity
Source: RefSeq, a predicted model, not a curated record